This is a messenger RNA of Lucilia cuprina (Australian sheep blowfly), 369 nucleotides long. RefSeq names its product cytosolic carboxypeptidase Nna1-like. The record is from RefSeq and is a predicted model, not a curated record. The coding region runs from base 85 to 354 and encodes 89 amino acids. The transcript has 2 exons. NCBI's taxonomy places the organism in Eukaryota, Metazoa, Arthropoda, Insecta, Diptera, Calliphoridae.
CUAAAAUCAAACAUCUCUAUUAAUUUCAUUCUCAGAUUUUCCAUUGUCAACUUAAUCAAAUCGGACAGUUUAUAUAAUGAGGGUAUGCGUCCCGUUAUGUAUUCCACGACAAAUGCCAAAACAAAAAAUAUUGGUUGGACACGUUGUGGCAAUAACAUUUGCUAUUACCGUAACGAUGAUGACAGCCAGCCUAGUGAAGAUGAUGAGGAUAAUUCCUCUUAUACCUUGACCUUUAAUAUUGAAUUUGAACAUGAUAAUGAUACAGUAUUUUUUGCACACAGUUAUCCUUAUACUUAUAGUGAUUUACAGGUGAGUUGGUCAAAUUUUAAAAUAUUUAAACAUUUUCAAACAUAGUACGGACGUUAGGCG